Suricata suricatta (meerkat) is the source of this 659-nucleotide messenger RNA. RefSeq names its product translocase of outer mitochondrial membrane 6 (gene TOMM6). Gene Ontology annotation, cellular component: mitochondrial outer membrane translocase complex; mitochondrion. The transcript is spliced from 3 exons. The coding region runs from base 107 to 331 and encodes 74 amino acids. NCBI's taxonomy places the organism in Eukaryota, Metazoa, Chordata, Mammalia, Carnivora, Herpestidae. The record is from RefSeq and is a predicted model, not a curated record.
CCCUGCCGGCCCGUAGCCGGCGGAAGUGCAAGACCGGAAGUUGCGUAAUCCUCCGGCGCCGACACGGGGUGUUGGGCGAGGCCUUGAGGUUUCCGAGGGUGCUACUAUGGCUUCCAGUGGGAUCGGCGUGAGCGCCCCGGCCGCGGCAAAUGAAGCUCCCGAAAUUCCGGACAACGUGGGAGAUUGGCUUCGGGGCGUCUACCGCUUCGCCACCGACAGGAACGAUUUUCGGAGGAACUUGAUCCUCAAUUUGGGACUUUUUGCUGCAGGCGUUUGGCUGGCCAGGAAUCUGAGUGAUAUCGAUCUAAUGGCCCCUCAGCCAGGGGUAUAGCCAAAUAGACACAUGGAACUCCCUGUGCUGUGCUUGAACCGUCCAAAAACAGCCUCCAGUCUUUAACCAUCACAAGACUUUCCCUGAUGGAAGUUGAAGUUUCAUUCAGAGGGGCACCUUCCCUCCCCGAUUGCCUUUUCUUCGUUGAGCCCCCUCAGAACUCCGUCCUCUGGUCAGCAGUCAGCUUUCAAAGCAUUGUCCUCUGUUCUGUAAAGUUCUGUACAUAGUUCCAAAGUUUCUGCAGGGGGUGGUUUUUGCUUUUGUCCUGAGUGAAAUAACGUAAUGGUAUUUUAACAAAUAUUUGGAAUAAAGAUUGCACACAAAGACA